This is a messenger RNA of Daktulosphaira vitifoliae (grape phylloxera), 610 nucleotides long. RefSeq names its product keratin-associated protein 19-2-like. NCBI's taxonomy places the organism in Eukaryota, Metazoa, Arthropoda, Insecta, Hemiptera, Phylloxeridae. The record is from RefSeq and is a predicted model, not a curated record. The transcript has 3 exons. The coding region runs from base 116 to 403 and encodes 95 amino acids.
ACAACCGUAUACAAAUAUUUGCACUGAUUUUUGCAUAAAAAAGCAGCGUAUUCUUUGUUUCUUGCUUAUUCUCUAUUUGAUUUUGAUCGAAGAGUACAAUCAUCAUAUAACAAAAAUGGCUUUGCUCAAGCUGUCUUUAGUGUGCAUUUUGUUGGCAUUGUUUUUGUCUUUUACCUUGGCAAAUCCAUUUGGCGGUAGACGUGGAUAUGGUUAUGGACCAGGGUAUGGUUAUGGAUCUGGAUAUGGCUAUGGAUCCGUAUAUGGCUAUGGACCUGGUUACGGUUAUAGACCAAGUUACGGUUAUGGCCAUUAUGGAUAUGGAAACGGAUUUGGAAAAGGUUAUGGUUACAAUAAUAUAUACUCAGGAUAUGGUGGCUAUGGUUAUAGAGGUCGAUUCUUUUAAUUCGACAUUUAAUUAUUCAAAAUUAAAAUAAAAUCACUUAGCUAGCUAUAAUUUUCAUUUACUCAUAAUUUAUGAUUGUUAUUACAUAAGGAGAAUAUUAUUUUUUUUAUUUUUACAUUCAAAAGACAAUACGAUUUUUUUUUAUAUUCUAUAUGUAUAAAAAAAUAAAAAUUAUUUUUCUAUAAAUAAAUAUUACGAUUGACAUUA